AUGUCUCUCACUACUCGCUUAGCAAAGCCAACUUUGGCCCAGCUUAUAAACUCCUCCUCGCACUCAAAAGUAGUGCCCGCAUUUUUUGCAACAAAAAAAUUCUUUCACAACACCUCCAAACAGAACAACACACUUGAUAAUGUGUCCAACAUACCAUCACACACGCCGGGAAAGCAACAAUUGGAGGUCGCAAAUGGCCCAUCGGCAAUUCCAAGAGCCAAACUUUCCCCUUCGGAGUACCUCACUCCCUUGAAAACCACUGAGCUUUUUUCUUAUGUUUGUAUUGGAGCUGCUACAAUCAACAAACCAAUUUUAGAUCUUUGCAUCAAGCUUUUCCCAUACGUACCGAUGUUUGUUAUUAAGGCCCUAAUCUACAAGCUCUACUGCGGGGGUGAAAAUAUCGAAGAAGUCAAGCAAACUGGAUUAAGAUUGUCUAAAAGAGGCAUCAACAAUAUGAUGCUUUCUCUUACUAUCGAAGGCUGUGAUGGUAACGAUAAAAUUGAACCAGAAUUCAUUGUCUCGGAAACUGCAAAGUCUGUGUCCGAUAUUUUAAUUCCUCACACUUUGGAAAUGAUCCAAAAUUCAGGUAAGGAUAUCAAUUCCAUCCCUCCUGGUUACGUUGCCUUGAAGCCUACAGGAUUCACCAAAAAUGCUGCUCAAGUGUUAAAGGACUACAAGACCGAUCCAAAAUUCGAAGAAUUGGUGGAAAACGCUGCAAAAAUUUGUAACACCAUCUACAACGAAAAUAUUAAAUUAAGCGCUCAAUACCCAGACAGAAUUGCCCCAUUUGUUGUUGGUGUCAUUGACGCGGAAAAAUUCGAUUUACAAGAAGGUGUGUAUGAGCUUCAGAGAAGAUUAUACGCCAAAUUUAACCCUGCUAACAAGCCAGUUUCCGUUGUGGGGACUUUGCAAAUGUAUCUUUCGGGCAGUGCAGAUUUAUUGGCUAAAGAGGAAAAGUUAGCUAUCGAAAACAACUAUCGUUUGGGAUUGAAAUUGGUUAGAGGUGCCUACAUUCACCUGGAAAAGAAAAGAGAAACGGUCAUUCACAAGACUAAAGAAGAUACCGAUAACAACUAUAACCAAGGUAUUUCAUACUGCAUCGAAUCAAUGGAAGCUACCGAAAGGCAAGAUACAAACACUCCAACCAUUGGACAUUUAGUAGUUGCAUCGCAUAACGCAGAAUCCUUAAGAUUGGCAACCGAUAGAUUGAAGAAUGCAUCAGCAAAAUCUCAAAACAGAAGUAACGUUGUAUUGGGCCAAUUGUUAGGAAUGGCUGACAAUAUAACAUACGAUUUAAUUAAAAACGAAAAAGUCGAUAAUAUUAUUAAGUACGUCGCAUGGGGACCACCAUUGGAGACCAAGGAAUACUUAUUGAGAAGAUUAGAAGAAAACGGGGACGCCGUAAGAGCUGAUAAUGGAUUCGGAUUGAUAAAAGAAGUGUGUAAUGUGUUAUUUAAGCGCUUCUUCCGUUUCUCACAUGAAACGUGA
Molecule: messenger RNA, 1488 nt
Organism: Dujonia railenensis
Lineage: Eukaryota; Fungi; Ascomycota; Pichiomycetes; Serinales; Debaryomycetaceae
Source: the annotation of a GenBank genome assembly